AUGAAAUCGAGCAAUUACAGCCAAAAUUGUUCAUCCCCUUCUGCUAGAAUCGACCUUGAAGCUCAUAAGUCUCCGUUUAUUCUAAAGAAUGUACAGAUGCUGAUGAAUGAGAAAUUAAAGCAAGUAGAUCCAGAGGGAUCUUGAACAGAUUUUUGGGGGUCUUCGUUAGAGCCACACUAUUACCACCAGAAGCAAUUCAGUCCAUCAAAAUCCACCCACAAAAGUCCAGCUGAUAAGCUCCGAAGGAGCUUCAAACAAGAAAUCGCUUCAGGGAAUUUCAGGAAUGAAAAACUUCGAAGGAUGCUAAAAUAAUGCCAUGAGCAGGCUGGAGCCUCUCAAAGCCAAGCAGGGGAGUAGCCACAGAGGGUUCCUCGCUAAGAUCAUAAGGAAGAGUUACAAAAAGAAAAUAAAUAUUAAGAGAGACCAGCUUUGAAUUGGCCAAAUAGCAGAUUCCAAGAAAGAUAAGUCGACAAGAUCAAAGUCUGUUAAUAGGAUAUUUGGAAUAAAAUAGCCCUAGAGAUACCAAGAAUCUAUCCAAUUUGGGUCUGAAUUAAUAACACAAAGAAGCUUCAUAUCAAUUUUGACAAGAAUCAAAAUGAAAGAAGCCAAAAAACUUUAAAAAGACGAUCUCAAAGUACAAUAAAACGACUAAAUUUUGAUAACCAGAGCCCGUCUCCCUUCACAAUGAUUCAUUCAUAUCACUCAAUUCGGCCAAUAUUCGCUGAGAAAACCCAACCCUUCUCUGACGUACACCAUAACGCUUAUGGGGCAAAAACAGGGAGGCUCCCUCUGGGAGUCUGUACCACUGCCAAUAAAAUGUCUCAGUUGAUAAAGCUCAAUUAUACUGGCACUCCUUCAUAUAUUAUCGAGAAUAGUAGCACACCCUUACCGAUAGUUAAGGGCAAGAAAGUACUCAGUACUUAUGAAUAAAUAUUUUCAAUAUAGG
Molecule: messenger RNA, 946 nt
Organism: Moneuplotes crassus
Lineage: Eukaryota; Ciliophora; Spirotrichea; Euplotida; Euplotidae
Source: the annotation of a GenBank genome assembly